GAAGAUAGUAGUAACUGACAAGGACAACAAAACAAAAACAAACAAAAACAAACGCAAGCGCAAACGCAAACGCAGCGCCACCUCCGCGUUGUCGCGGCCACAACAUCUCCUUUUAGCAAUGAAAACCUAGCCAGCCUAGUAACAAUAAUAAUGGCUUGUUUGAGCGACGAUUCUUGCUUCGCUCUCUCCGACAUGCUUUCCACUCACACCCUUCUCAGUAAAAGUAAAGAAGAAGAUGAAGAGUCUUCCAAUAAUACUCUCGAUUCCAAGUUCAUGGAGUUGAGGUUAGAGAAGGUUUUCCCCGUUUAUGCUAUGGGGUUCUCCAAGCCCGACCCGCCUCCAAUUGUCCCCCUUCUCAAUUCGGACUAUGCCUCCGAUGAUCCCAUUUGGGACGCUGUCCGACAAGAGGCCAAGUUGGAGGCAGAGAAGGAGCCGAUUUUAAGUAGCUUUUUGUAUGCUAGUAUUUUGGCACAUGAUUGUCUAGAGCAGGCGUUGGGAUUUGUCAUUGCCAAUCGACUCCAAAGUCCCACACUCUUGGCUACGCAAUUAAUGGACAUAUUUUGUAAAAUUAUGAUGGAUGAUCGAGCCAUUCAACGUUCAAUUCGCCUUGAUGUGCAGGCAUUUAAAGAUAGGGAUCCUUCCUGUUUGUCAUAUUGCUCGGCUCUCUUGUACCUUAAGGGUUACCAUUCUUUGCAAACGUAUCGUGUAGCGCAUGCUUUGUGGAACCAGGGUCGCAAAGUAUUGGCAUUGGCAUUACAAAGUCGAAUUAGUGAGGUUUUUGGAGUUGACAUACACCCAGCUGCAAAAAUUGGAGAGGGAAUACUGUUAGAUCAUGGGACGGGUGUAGUUAUUGGCGAAACUGCUGUUAUAGGGAAUAGAGUUUCACUGAUGCAGGGUGUAACAUUAGGAGGAACUGGGAAGGAAAUUGGUGAUCGCCAUCCAAAAGUACGUCAAGGGGCACUGAUUGGAGCUAGUGCCACUAUACUGGGGAACAUAGAAAUAGGUGAAGGUGCAAUGAUAGCUGCUGGUUCCCUUGUAUUGAAGAAUGUAACUCCACACAGCAUGGUGGCAGGAAUACCGGCAAAGGUGAUUGGUUAUGUGGACGAGCAAGAUCCAUCUCUAACAAUGAAGCAUGAUGCCAAUAAAGAAUUCUUUGAACAUGUGGCUGUUAGUUGCAUGGAGGGGAGAUCUUCUGGAGCGUUCAGGACAGAAUGAAAUAAGGGGGCACUUGAAGUGGUAAUGUAUUUUUCCACUUGCUUUUGUUGGAGAAAAUGAUAUAUCCUCCUGUAUUCAACAUUUGAGGUAUAAAAUUUCAUGUAUAGAUUCAAUAGGUCAUUUUAAUCAUUUACAGUCCCUUGCAAUUUAUGCUGAUAUGAAUUUCUCAAAUGGGAUUUUCCAAGUCACAAAUAUUACACAGGACAGAAGUGCCCAUCUCCCGUUUAUUUCUUAGUUUUUUCUUCCUAGAGAAGUCCUUACCUUGGCCAGUGGUGUGAGAAUCGUUUUAUUUAUGAGUUUAAUGAUAGACUUUCGUGUCCAA
Messenger RNA from Camellia sinensis, 1537 nucleotides. RefSeq names its product serine acetyltransferase 2. Gene Ontology annotation, molecular function: L-serine O-acetyltransferase activity. The record is from RefSeq and is a predicted model, not a curated record. Lineage: Eukaryota; Viridiplantae; Streptophyta; Magnoliopsida; Ericales; Theaceae. Gene Ontology annotation, cellular component: cytoplasm.